AGCUGUUUAUGUCUAUUUGUAUUAGUUUGUGAAGUGUACUUUUUGUUCCUUUAAAUAAUCUUUGCGCUACUUUCUAUAUUUCAUAACGAGGCUGCAACACGUGCAAUUUCUUUUCCGACAUUUUUGUACGGCAAGAUCUUUGUCAAGAACCGCUUUGUCUUUAAACUGCUCAGCUAUCCCUGAUUCACCAAGAUGGUCAAGGAAGACAAGGCAACAUGGAAGUCUAACUACUUCAUCAAGAUUGCUAAACUUUUGGACGAUUAUCCAAAAUGCUUCAUUGUGAAUGCAGACAAUGUCGGCUCGAAACAGAUGCAGCAAAUCAGAGCUGCUCUCCGCGAACAAGCUAUUGUGUUAAUGGGAAAAAAUACAAUGAUGAGGAAGGCUAUAAGGGGACAUCUAGAAAACAACCCAGCCCUUGAGAAAUUGCUGCCUCACAUUGUUGGAAAUGUAGGCCUGGUCUUCACAAAGGGAGAUCUCAUUGAGGUCCGAUCAAUGCUUCUGGCAAACAAGGUCAAAGCCCCUGCUCGUGCUGGAGCUAUUGCCCCAGUUGAUGUAGUAGUGCCAAAGCAGGCAACCACCUUGGGACCCGAGAAGACCUCUUUCUUCCAGGCUCUGCAGAUCACAACCAAGAUUACGAAGGGAUGUAUUGAAAUCUUGAACGAUGUGAACCUGAUCAAGACUGGAGAUAAAGUCGGACCUUCAGAAUCCACUCUUCUGAACAUGUUGAACAUCUCGCCUUUCUCUUAUGGUCUUGUCAUCCAAAGAGUGUACGACUCUGGUAGUGUGUUUGAGCCAAUGAUCUUGGACAUCACUGAUAGUGAUUUGAUGCAGAAAUUUAUGAUGGGCGUAAGGAACGUGGCUGCAGUAUCUCUGGGGAUAGGUUACCCAACAGCUGCCUCAGCACCCCACUCCAUUGCUAAUGGAUUCAAGAAACUGUUGGCCAUUGCCGUGGAGACCGAUAUCACCUUUGCUGAAGCUGAGAGAACAAAGGAAUAUUUGGCUGACCCAUCUAAGUUUGCCGUUGCUGCCCCAGUUGCAGCGUCAUCA
Messenger RNA from Ruditapes philippinarum (Manila clam), 1047 nucleotides. RefSeq names its product large ribosomal subunit protein uL10-like. Lineage: Eukaryota; Metazoa; Mollusca; Bivalvia; Venerida; Veneridae. Gene Ontology annotation, cellular component: cytosolic large ribosomal subunit; ribosome. Gene Ontology annotation, biological process: cytoplasmic translation; ribosomal large subunit assembly; cytoplasmic translational elongation. Gene Ontology annotation, molecular function: structural constituent of ribosome; large ribosomal subunit rRNA binding. The record is from RefSeq and is a predicted model, not a curated record.